Messenger RNA from Nymphaea colorata (pocket water lily), 1508 nucleotides. Its product is annotated as persulfide dioxygenase ETHE1 homolog, mitochondrial-like. The record is from RefSeq and is a predicted model, not a curated record. Gene Ontology annotation, biological process: glutathione metabolic process; hydrogen sulfide metabolic process. NCBI's taxonomy places the organism in Eukaryota, Viridiplantae, Streptophyta, Magnoliopsida, Nymphaeales, Nymphaeaceae. Gene Ontology annotation, molecular function: sulfur dioxygenase activity. Bases 59 to 979 code for a protein of 306 amino acids. The transcript has 9 exons.
UCCUUCAAGAGAGCCAACACGGACAGCCUCCCUCCCUCCCCUGGUCGCGGGGUCAGCCAUGAUCCGAUUCCGGUCUUUGCUUUCUUCCUCCUCUUCCCUCGUCUCCCGCAUUGCCUUUCCUGCAUCUUCUUCCUCUCGUCUUACUUUCCCUGCCUGUGGCCUCGCCGCUUGCCCUAAUCCCUCUCAAGGAAGCAGCUUCCUGGCGAGGGCAAUGUCUGCAGUAGCGAGAUCUCCGGGAGGUUCCAAUCUUCUCCUCAAGCAGCUCUUCGAGAGCAAGUCCUGUACCUACACUUACUUGCUCGCCGACGUCGCUCAUCCCGAGAAGCCUGCUGUGUUGAUCGAUCCAGUUGACCAGACAGUCGACAGAGACCUUAGUCUUAUCAACGAAUUAGGCUUAAAGUUGAUUUAUGCUAUGAAUACCCAUUGCCAUGCUGACCAUAUCACUGGAACCGGUUUGCUAAAGAAAAAGAUGCCUGAGGUGAAGUCAAUUAUCUCGAAAGAUAGCCAAGCCAAGGCAGAUAUUUUGAUCAAUGCUGGUGAUAAAAUACAGUUUGGGAAUUUGUUUCUGGAGGCUCGUGCAACUCCAGGGCAUACUGCUGGCUGUGUCACAUUUGUGACAGGUGAUGGGCCCAAUCACCCUAACCCUAGGAUGGCUUUUACAGGUGAUACUCUUCUAAUACGAGGCUGUGGAAGGACAGACUUCCAGGGAGGAAACUCAACUCAACUUUACAAAUCUGUACAUUCUCAGAUAUUCUCACUUCCAAAGGAUACAUUGAUUUAUCCUUGUCAUGACUACAAAGGAUAUACUGUUAGCACAGUGGGUGAGGAGAUGCUUUAUAACCCUCGAUUGUCAAAAGAUGAGGCAACAUUCCAAAAAAUCAUGGAAGGUUUGAAUUUGCCGUACCCAAAAAUGAUAGACAUUGCAGUGCCUGCAAAUCUGGUUUGUGGCUUGCAAGAAUCGUCAGUACGGUCUGUUUGACAAACCUCCGAUUAUGAAAUAGCAUCAUCCAGCAGCGGGGAAUGUCGUCCAUUCAUCAAUCUGGUGUUUGGUUUCUAGCUAUUCUGUUUCCAUGUGAAGCAUUUGGCUUGCCCACCACCCCUUAUGCAGCUUUUUCCGGUUUGAUUAUUGUCUAAAAAUUUAUGAAAGAUCUUUGUGUUGGUCUGUAUAUAUAUUGACCUUAUCAUCUGGGUUAAUGAAGCCAGCCCCGACCUCUUCAUUCUUGAGUUUACCGUGAUCAGGGGAUAGGCGGGUAGGUUUUCUUUUAGCAUCAUAAACAGAGGGGGCUGGAAGGUGUCCGCUCUGCUGGGAGGUACAAGCAUGGGGAGAAAGCUUCACGACAAUUAUCGUCGUCUUCUGGGAUGUGUACGUCAUGAUAUCAUCAAUGAAGACUGCAACUUUAAGAGUGAAUGUUUUCUCAAAGCAUUGCCUGUUUGGAUAAUAAUUUGUUCUGCAUAAAUUUAAAAAAUAUGUAUGUUUUAAUUUUUUUAAUGUUAGAAAUCUUACAAAA